Molecule: messenger RNA, 3138 nt
Organism: Epinephelus fuscoguttatus (brown-marbled grouper)
Lineage: Eukaryota; Metazoa; Chordata; Actinopteri; Perciformes; Serranidae
Product: endoribonuclease ZC3H12A-like
Exons: 6
Coding region: 220-2994 (924 amino acids)
Cellular component (GO): cytoplasmic ribonucleoprotein granule; nucleus
Molecular function (GO): mRNA binding; metal ion binding; RNA endonuclease activity
Source: RefSeq, a predicted model, not a curated record
CUGACUUUGUGCUGUUGGGAUGACCAAAGGUGGAGGAGGAGAGACAUUGUAGGAGUUGUUGCUGUUUCUCUGUGUUGCUGAGUUGCUGUUUCUCUUGGAGCUGUGUGCUUCACUCCAAGGGCCAGUAAUUGAGCUGUUAACCACCAGCAGUAACGGUGGGGUCCGUCAGGCGCCUGGGACGUCACGGUGGGCGUGGAGCUGGAUGUAUGAGACAGCUUCAUGGGCGUGAAGGACCACCUGGAGGAUGGGACAGGCCACAUCCUCAGCCUGGGGCUGGAUCUGGACUACCUCCACGUGGAAGGUGCUGAGCGGCAGCUCGGCCUGAGCACUGCGUCGGGCAGUGGGAACACAGGCGUCUUACAGGUCGGAGCUGGUGCCUCGAGUAACAGCAGCGACAGUAUUGGCAGCAGUAGCACAAGUUUUAGCACCAAUUCAAGCUGCAGCAGCAGCAGUAGCUGCAGUAACUUCUCUGACAGUGACGAUGAACGGCUUCAGAAUGGGUCUGGCUCUGAAUCUCAAAACCCUCAGCAAGAUCAGCCCCAUCUACACCACAGAGAGUCCUCUUCAGUCCCUCAGACCGUCAGGCUGGACCUGGCACCAAACCGAUCCACUGGAGACCCCCCACAGCCAGAGACUUCACCUCCCAUCGACCCCGUCACAGACUACCGCUCCAAGGUGGAGUUUGCUCUCAAGCUAGGCUACUCCGAGGAGCUGGUGUUGCUGGUGCUGAGGAAACUGGGUCCAGAUGCGCUUAUCAAUGAUGUUCUGGGUGAGCUGGUCAAACUGGGGACCAAAACAGAGAUGGAGCAACAAGGAGGUUCAACUGUCUCCCAGUCUCCCUCCUCCUCUUUGUCAUCCUCUCUGGCCUGCUCCUCCUCCGACUCCUCCCUGGACUCCUGUCGGCUGCCGUGUCCGUCCCAGCUGCUGGAGGACAAAGAAAACCUUCGGCCUGUUGUGGUGGACGGGAGCAACGUAGCCAUGAGUCAUGGAAAUAAGGAAGUGUUCUCCUGUCAAGGGAUCCAGCUGGCUGUUGAUUGGUUCUUGGAGCGAGGUCACCGUGACAUAACAGUUUUUGUCCCUGCGUGGAGGAAGGAGCAGUCACGACCUGAUGCUCUCAUCACAGACCAAGAGAUCCUACGGCGACUAGAGAAAGAGAAGAUCCUGGUCUUCACUCCGUCUCGCCGCGUGCAGGGACGCCGUGUGGUUUGCUACGACGACCGCUUCAUCGUCAAACUGGCCUUCGAGUCAGACGGCAUCAUUGUUUCCAACGACAACUACCGUGACCUAGCCAAUGAGAAGCCAGAGUGGAAGAAAUUCAUUGAUGAGCGUCUUCUGAUGUACUCAUUUGUAAACGACAAGUUCAUGCCACCAGACGACCCACUGGGACGCCACGGACCCAGUCUGGAGAACUUCCUGAGGAAGAGGCCAGUUAUUCCUGAACACAGGAAGCAGCCGUGUCCUUAUGGGAAGAAGUGCACAUACGGCCACAAGUGCAAGUUUUACCACCCUGAAAGGGGCAGCCAGCCCCAGCGUGCAGUGGCAGAUGAGCUCCGCGCCAGUGCCAAAAUUUCAUCAGUAGCUUCUAAAGGUCUACUGGAAGAUAGCCUGAUGAUGAAGAGCCAAAGUCCUCGUCAACCAGGAGGAUUGACAGAGGCCGAGCCAACACAGGGCACUCCAAAGAAACAGCCAAACGCCAGCUCUUGGAGCUCUUUCACUGACCUGUUAGAGGACAGGCUUCGGAUCCAGUCCAAAGUGGAGGGACGAAGGGGAAGCAACAGCAGCAGUAGCAGCAGUAGUUGCAGCAGCAGCUUUCUAGCGCAUCCUGCUUCAGGAGGGCCGCCUUCAUUGGGAAGCUUUGACCGAUGGGAGCACCCUGGGGGAAGUGGUGGAGGCAGCUCCAAGGUUGCAGGAGCGUCUGGACGAAGCCAGGCUGAAACCUACCACAGAUGUGAGUCUCCAGAGCUGGGCUACGGCUCACUGGUGAAAGCCUACUCCAGCCUCAGUCUGGUGGUGCCACAGAGUCCUGAAAGCUCUUUCACAGCUGAUCUGCGAGCUGGAUCGCUGCUGUCAGACUGUAGCAGUGAAGGCAGCAUCAGCUCCGACUCUUUCUCCCCUGACCCCUCAUUAGAUGAUGGACCCAAGUGCUACCAUCACCACCACCAUCCUCACCACCAUCAUCACUGCUCUGCCCAGUACACACAUCCUGUAAGCCGUGUUCCCCCUGGACUGGGCCUCCAGCAUGGCUAUCCUGUUCCUCAAGCACCGAGGAGACAAUAUGGUUUGGGUUUUGAAGACCACACACCUUCUGUUACCUCUCUUGCAUCUCCACGUCCCUUCAAGCCUCCUUCAGCGUACAUCCCACCCCACCUUCACCAUCCAGUGCUGAGCAGUUUCCCAGUGGAGUUCUCAGCUCGUCCAUCCCAAACAUCCCCCGCUCACUCCCACUCUCAGAGCACCCCCCUUGGCCGAAAUAUGAUGGGCUCCCUUUGGCAGGAAGGCGGGCUUCAGGACCCCCAAGUGUACAAAGAGUCACCACGUCAUACCCCAAGGAACUGCUCUGGGAUAAACCAGCAACCAGAGCAUCAGAUGAACUGGGACCCUCAUUACCAGCAGUCCCCUAAGCCUCGCUAUGAUCCGUUCGCUUUGCAGAGUCUUCCUGAAGUCCAAGAAAAGGCUUGGCACUCUCUUUGGGGCAGGCAAGCCCAUUCAUCACCCCGUGGCCUUUCAGCAUCGAGUGUCCCACAGCUCCCACAGCUAUCACUAACCCUUCCACCCAUCACUACCCACAAAAGCCACCUGCCCCCAGUGCCCCAGCACCAGGAGCCCCCUGCCUUGGGUCGAUACCAGGACCUUAGAGAGAGGGUGUUUGUUAACUUGUGCCACAUCUUCCCUCCCGACUUGGUGAGGAUGGUGAUGACCAGGAACCCUCAUGUGAUGGAUGCUCAGGAGCUCGCAGCUGCGAUUCUGAUGGAGAAAUCGCAGCACGGUUCUUAACCAGGCUUUCUUCUGCAGGUUUAUCCCUCACAAUCAUGUUAGUUUUUGAUGUCAGGUUGGACACACACAAACCAAAAGUACAAGAUGUAAAGCUCCUUAAAGGAACACUUCAAUGGCAAAAUGACCAUUUGUAUAUCAGUUAUU